UGAGAGGCAGGUCACAUGACACACAUGGAGCCUGGGCUAGUGUACAAUGUCACUCCGUCGGCUGCUGGGGGUGGUGAGGGCAUGUCACAUGGGGCGGAGGGUCACCGUCUCCCCGGGCUGCUCUCGGUAUGGCAGUCACGUGGUGCCGUUCCUCGGUCCUGAGCGGCUGGACACCUUGGGGUUCCGCACUCUGUGGAAGGGCUCGGGUCCGGGAGAGGGGAAGUCUCCGCUAGUGGGGGGCUGGGGUGAAGCGGAAACGAUCGAGGAGGAAGACGAGGAUGUGGAGGAGCUUCUGCUUUCUCAGGCGCCCGCCCUCUUUGGGGCGCAGAGGAUUUUCAUUGUACAUCCAGAUGUUAAAUGGGGGGCUAAGAAGCCGCAUGACACAACUGCUGAACUUUUGCUUGCUGAAGCAGUCGCUCUAGUACACAGCAUUCCUAACUGGACAGUUGUGGAUAAGCUAAUCAUGUCUACAAAAUCACCUGAUCAGAAACACAUUUUUGGAAAAGGGAACUUUCAGACUCUUACAGAAAAGUUUAAAGGUAUUCCUCAGCUCACUGCAGUUUUUUUGAACGUUGAAAGACUAUCUCCUUCGAGUGAGAAUGAACUGGAAACAGCGUGGGGAGUGAAAGUGUUUGACAGAUACACAGUGGUCCUUAAUAUUUUCCAAUACAAUGCCCGCACAAAAGAAGCCAAGCUACAGAUUGCACUGGCUAAACUUCCAUUACUAAGAUCCAAACUAAGAAAUGAAAUGGCCCACUUGGACCAGCAGGGUGGAGGUUCAAGAUAUGUAAUGGGGUCAGGUGAAACAUUAGUGGAGGUCCAACAAAGAUUGCUGAAGGGGAGAGAGAUAAAGCUUAGGAGAGCUUUAUUUGAACUAAGUAGGAAGAGGACACUACUGAGGACACAGCGCAAACGGCGGGAGUUUCCAAUAAUCUCUGUAAUGGGUUAUACCAACUCUGGAAAAACAACCCUGAUAAAGGCGCUCACUGGUGAUAUAAGCCUUCAGCCACGUGACCAGCUUUUUGCCACACUUGAUGUCACAGCCCACGGUGGAUUGCUUCCUUGUCGUAUGCCAGUUAUAUAUGUUGAUACCAUUGGCUUUCUCUCUCAGCUUCCACACAGUUUAAUAGAGUCUUUUUCUGCCACACUAGAGGAUGUCAUUCAUUCGGAUUUAUUAAUUCACGUGAGAGAUAUAAGUCACCCUGAAGCUAUCAAUCAGAAGAAAAGUGUUCUGAAUGUUCUCUCCAACUUGAAUGUUCCCCAGAAGCUCCUUGAUACAAUGAUUGAGGUGCACAAUAAAAUUGACUUGGUUGAGGGACAUGAAACUAAAGACACAGCUGUUUCUGUGUCUGCACUUCAUGGAUAUGGCUUGGAAGGCCUCAGACAAUGUAUAGAGACUGGUGUGAUGGAGACUACAGGGAGGAUAGCUGCCACAAUCCGAGUAAAUCUGGAAAGUGCUCAGUUAAGUUGGCUUUACAAAGAGGCUUCUGUACAGGAAGUGAAAGUACUGCCAGAAGACGGUGCAGCUGAUGUGCUUGUCAUCAUAACCAAUGCUGCUUAUGGAAAAUACAGAAAACUGUUUUGUAAAUGAAUGUUUGCACUACUUUUAUUAACCAUGCAUUUAAAGUGCACUUAGAAUGUUUUCCUGCUAUUUCAAAAUAGUGUGGACCUAGAAUGUGAAGGGCACUUAUUGCUAAUUGCCAUUUCAAAAUGUUUUGGACAGAAGUGAAUAUUUAUAUAUAUUUAAAGGCACUAUACAAAAAAGUUAUGCCUGCAGAAGCCUGGGGGGGUUGGGUGGGUAAUAUGUAUAUGAAUGGUUUAUUAAUAGAAUCUUCAGUGACCUGAUACAACUAUAUUAGCAUUGUCCUGUAAAAGAAUAAAACCUAUUUUCAUAAGUCUU
This is a messenger RNA of Rana temporaria (common frog), 1900 nucleotides long. RefSeq names its product GTP binding protein 6 (putative) (gene GTPBP6). The transcript is spliced from 10 exons. The record is from RefSeq and is a predicted model, not a curated record. The coding region runs from base 47 to 1591 and encodes 514 amino acids. Gene Ontology annotation, cellular component: cytoplasm. Gene Ontology annotation, molecular function: ribosome binding; GTP binding. NCBI's taxonomy places the organism in Eukaryota, Metazoa, Chordata, Amphibia, Anura, Ranidae.